Messenger RNA from Glarea lozoyensis ATCC 20868, 1032 nucleotides. RefSeq lists its product as uncharacterized. The transcript has a single exon. NCBI's taxonomy places the organism in Eukaryota, Fungi, Ascomycota, Leotiomycetes, Helotiales, Helotiaceae. The record is from RefSeq and is a predicted model, not a curated record. Bases 1 to 1032 code for a protein of 343 amino acids.
AUGUGCGAGCCCUGCUUCAACGCCAUAUCCACGCGCUCCAGACUCGACUUCCGACGUCCAAAAUGUCCGUACUGUCGCGUGCGAAUGAAGAAAGCGAUUCGGGUGGAAACAGGACGUCGUUACGCUCUAGAGUUCGUUCGUGAUCAUCUUGUUGGUGGGUAUCGGAAUGAUAGGGAGGAUAAAAGUUCAGGGUUGGUGGGGUUUCGGGAGGCGGAAGCAUCGUGGGUUGUGCUUGAGAAGAAGACGAAGAUUGAGAUAAGACAGAAUCUUGAUGAAGAUGUGACGGAGACGAAGAUGACUUACACUGUAUCCAAGAAAGUCAAAAAGGGUACUAUCCAAGAGAAACUCGGAGGUACAACAGUACCCACCACGAUUUGCACAGCACAAAAAUUCGACACCCACGAAAAAGACAUCUCAAAAAUCCUCCAAACAGCACACAAAUACUUCCGCGGCACCACAGGCACCAAAAAGAUCCUCGACCCAAAACUAACCUUCGACUGGUUCCGCACCUACAGUCCAGAUGGCAUCUCACAAUACCGAAGCCUCGACAAAAGAAUCCGCACCACCAUCCGCCAACACCUCGACAUCGACAACGCUCCAACAGCCGGCUUCGACUCCACCGAGUCCGCAAGAUGGGUGACCCGCAUCCGGGAACACUACAACAGGAGCUCUCGUCGCAUCAGCAUCGAGCCCUUCAUAGAAUCGCCGCUCGCGGACUGGGAAAUCAAGCGAGGGGUGUGGAUUCAGUUGCAGAUGAGCAUCGCGGCGUGUCGUCCUGAGAUUGCGGCGGACACGUUUAGCGAGUUUCUGAGGGCGAGGGAGGUUAUUGUGAGGAUUACUGGUGUGGCGGAGAGUCCUGAGGUUGAUAUUCAGGAGGCUUAUGCGCGGAAGUAUGGUAGGCUGACGAGUCUGUCUAGGAGUGGGCUGUUGUUGUUGGAUCGGGUGUUGAAUAGGCCGUUGGAAUUUUUUAGGGAUUGGGAUAAGAGCGCUUGGUAUAGGGGUUUGGCUGUUAUGCAGCGGCAGCCUUGGUAA